AUGAAUUGGAAUGGCGGUUGGCCGGAUGAGUGGCAUUGUCAUUUUGCUGAGCUGCAUUCUGUUCCGUUACCUUUAUUGACUGAUUCAAUUCGUGAUAGAGUUCUUUGGGGUGAAGAUCGUACUUCUACUUCGGAUUUCUCGGUAAGUAAUGCGGGGGCUUUGUUAGAUGGUACCCACCCGGUUGUUCCUUGGUACAAAGCGGUCUGGUUCUYGGGACAUAUCCCUAAGCAUUCAUUUUGUUUAUGGCUCGCAUGCCAAAAGCGUCUYCCUACUCAAGAUCGUAUGAUUUGGAAGGAUGAGCCUCCUGAUCUAAAUUGCUCACUUUGUAAUCAGUGUAUGGAUAGCCAUUCCCAUUUAUUUUUUCAGUGUCCUUAUGCUCGUGAAGUUUGGGAUAGUAUCUUGCAUAUUAUUGAUCURAAGAAUUUCCCWCUUACGUGGGAUCUUAUUUUGGAAGCGAUUUCGGAUGUUAGUCGUCGUCCAAAGCGGUUAAUGCAGAAGCUUGCGAUCACAGCCUCUAUUUAUUAUAUUUGGCAGGAACGAAAUAGACGACUAUUUACUGGUGAGCGCCGCACAGCUUUACAACUUACCAAAGUCAUUCAUGAUUCUAUCUCAAUUCGUGCGGUUUGGUUGUCAAGGAGGCAUGUGAGAAGUGGUGGUUGA
Messenger RNA from Cynara cardunculus var. scolymus (artichoke), 660 nucleotides. RefSeq lists its product as uncharacterized. The transcript has a single exon. The coding region runs from base 1 to 660 and encodes 219 amino acids. NCBI's taxonomy places the organism in Eukaryota, Viridiplantae, Streptophyta, Magnoliopsida, Asterales, Asteraceae. The record is from RefSeq and is a predicted model, not a curated record.